GGCGCCGUAUGACUGUAGGAUCGCACACCGACGACGCGCAGAUAUCUCGGAGGAAGUCGCGUCAGCUCCGUGUUUCCAACAUGGCGUUAGAUGGAAUCGACCAUCAAAUGGACUUGGAAGACAGUAGAGGAGGCUCUGGUCUCCGCCAGUAUUACCUGUCCAAAAUUGAAGAACUACAGCUGACAGUGAAUGAGAAAAGCCAAAAUCUCCGGCGUCUGCAGGCCCAGAGAAACGAGUUAAACGCUAAAGUGCGUCUCCUGCGUGAGGAGCUGCAGCUGCUGCAGGAGCAGGGCUCCUACGUGGGAGAGGUGGUUCGCGCUAUGGACAAGAAGAAGGUCCUGGUUAAGGUCCACCCUGAAGGGAAAUUCGUUGUGGACGUGGACAAGAACAUUGACAUUAAUGAUGUGACCCCCAACUGCCGUGUAGCACUUCGCAACGACAGUUACACCCUCCACAAAAUCCUGCCCAACAAAGUGGACCCACUGGUAUCCCUGAUGAUGGUCGAGAAGGUUCCUGACUCCACGUACGAGAUGAUUGGUGGCCUGGACAAGCAGAUUAAGGAGAUCAAGGAAGUGAUCGAGCUGCCCGUCAAGCACCCGGAGCUGUUCGAGGCUCUCGGAAUAGCACAGCCUAAGGGGGUGCUGUUGUAUGGCCCUCCGGGCACGGGGAAGACCCUUCUGGCGAGAGCCGUGGCUCACCACACGGACUGCACCUUCAUCCGAGUGUCUGGUUCCGAGCUGGUGCAGAAGUUCAUUGGCGAGGGUGCGCGGAUGGUGCGUGAGCUCUUCGUCAUGGCCCGUGAGCACGCACCCUCCAUCAUCUUCAUGGACGAGAUCGACUCGAUCGGCUCAUCGCGUCUGGAGGGCGGAUCGGGCGGAGACAGCGAGGUGCAGAGGACCAUGCUGGAGCUUCUCAACCAGCUGGACGGCUUCGAGGCCACCAAGAACAUCAAGGUCAUCAUGGCUACCAACCGAAUCGACAUUCUGGACUCUGCUCUGCUUAGACCGGGUCGCAUUGACAGGAAGAUAGAGUUCCCCCCUCCCAAUGAGGAGGCCCGUCUGGACAUCCUGAAGAUCCACUCCCGCAAGAUGAACCUGACACGGGGCAUCAACCUGCGCAAAAUUGCUGAGCUGAUGCCAGGUGCUUCGGGGGCAGAGGUCAAGGGAGUUUGCACGGAGGCUGGCAUGUACGCCCUGCGUGAGAGGAGGGUCCACGUCACCCAGGAGGAUUUCGAGAUGGCUGUUGCCAAGGUGAUGCAGAAGGACAGCGAGAAGAACAUGUCUAUAAAGAAGCUUUGGAAGUAGAUGCCACAGCUACCUCCUUGCUGCCUCACAUCUUCUCAUGUGUUUCCCUUUUUGACUUGGUUUAUAGUUGUUGUUAUCUAAAUUUAUUUUAAAUAAAUGGUGUAGCCCGCUGAGAUAUGGACUAUAA
Molecule: messenger RNA, 1431 nt
Organism: Electrophorus electricus (electric eel)
Lineage: Eukaryota; Metazoa; Chordata; Actinopteri; Gymnotiformes; Gymnotidae
Gene: psmc5
Product: proteasome 26S subunit, ATPase 5
Molecular function (GO): ATP hydrolysis activity; ATP binding
Source: RefSeq, a predicted model, not a curated record